Messenger RNA from Diabrotica balteata, 1160 nucleotides. Lineage: Eukaryota; Metazoa; Arthropoda; Insecta; Coleoptera; Chrysomelidae. The record is from the annotation of a GenBank genome assembly.
GUACCCAGAGUGAGAGCAAUAAGUAAUAACGCUACAAAUGUAGUACGAACUCUUCUCUGUACUUGUGUGGACCACUAUGCUUCGUCUUAUGGCGAUCGAGGCUGGGGAUGCGGGUACAGAAACACCCAAAUGCUCAUUUCGAGUUUACUCACUCAUACAGGUUACAACGAGAAAUUGUACAAACUGUGGCAGGAUCAAAAACCGCCUCGAAGUUCGGUACCUAGUAUAUCUAGGAUUCAGGGAUUAAUCGAACAGGCUUGGUCACAGGGUUUUGAUAUUCAGGGAUCUGAACAACUAGAGUGCAGAUUAGUAAAUACGAGAAAAUGGAUUGGAGCUACUGAAGUAGUGACGCUGCUCUCCUUCCUUCGAAUAAAAUGUCAACUAGUAGAUUUCCACAAACCGACAGGACCUGGCGGAUCACAUCCUGAGUUGUUUAACUGGGUCCUCAAAUAUUUUGAGAGUUCGGUAGGUGGAGAGUUUACACCUCCAUUGUAUUUACAACAUCAAGGCCAUAGUCGGACGAUAAUGGGUAUAGAGAUUCAUAGAGAUGGUAGUUUAAUAUUAUUAGUCCUUGAUCCAAGUCAUUCGCCGUUACAAAUGGCGCAGCUCGGAGAUACGAAUAGUGCCUCGACGGCCCUAAGAUUGUUGAGGAAGAACGAAUCUGCGAUGAAAGCUAGACAAUACCAAAUAGUUGCGGUAUUAGGGAUGAUCGAAGCCGAUUACCAAUAUCAGCAAAGUAAAAUAAUCCGUGGUUGCAGAAUACCACAAGAUCGGUGAGAAUGGCAUGACGCCAUUAGGAGUCUUCAAUCAAAUUUAUAGUGUUAAAUUAUUACGAGAUCUAGUCACUUAAUUCAUCACUUCUUUUCUUCUUGAAGUACACGUUUGGAUCGUUAUGUGUUACGGAGUUUUGCAAAUAUAUCAAUCGAGAUUUUUGGGAUCAAAAGGUCUUGAAUGAGUAAAAGUAUUUCCAAAAUGAACUAUUCAAUUUGCGACAGCGGUUUCGUAGCAAAGUAUCUUUAGCAAGUUAUAUAAACAGUAUAUCUAUUAAUCUUAUUUUCGUGUCUACAGCCUUAGAAUGAAGAAUAAGGUCAAAACAUUGAGACUAUUAAAAACAUUUAUAUCUUGGCACAAUAUUUUAUUAGAAAAUAUACAUAUAUACG